This is a messenger RNA of Paramecium tetraurelia, 1161 nucleotides long. RefSeq lists its product as uncharacterized. Lineage: Eukaryota; Ciliophora; Oligohymenophorea; Peniculida; Parameciidae. The transcript is spliced from 6 exons. Gene Ontology annotation, molecular function: phosphatidylinositol binding. The record is from RefSeq and is a predicted model, not a curated record. Gene Ontology annotation, cellular component: endosome.
AUGUAGAGAUUAUAAAAGAUCUCAGUUGAAGUCAGCGAUCCAAAGGUCUAAUCGGGGCUUAACAAGUACACAACUUAUUCAGUUCGAGGAAUGGAUAAGAACGGAUAAUUUGAUGUAAUACGUAGGUUUAGUGAUUUCCGACUUAUUCGCCAAUUCCUUAUAACAAAAUGGCCUGGCUGUUACAUUCCCCCACUUCCACCGAGAAAGGCAAUUGGAAAUAUGGACUAGAAGUUCAUAGAUGAUAGAAUGCAUUCAUUAUAAGAUUGGAUGAAGAUUAUGGCUCAGACCAAAUACUUCUGGUAUUCUGAGGAGUUCCAGUUAUUCAUCAAGGCCAAUGGGGAUAUCGAGAAAGCUUUGACAUAAGUACCGAAAUUGACUUACGAUGAAAUAAUAAACAAAUACCAGGAAACCUUCACAGAUCUUUCAGGAAGGGAAAUCAAUAGAGAAUUAAUUCAAAAGAUAACAGAUUUUCACAUGUUUCUUAAAAGAGUAAAUCCAAUGGUUGAAAAUUUUAAAUAAAUUGCUAAAAACAUAGCUGAGGCAAGACAGAAUUUUCAAGAAUAAAUGUCCACUUUCGUUUAAACUCACUUGGCUGUUUAUGAAUAGCAAGUCUUAUUGGAGUUUAGCGAGAGUUAGGAUAAAUUGGUAAUACAGAACAUCAAGAAUGACGAGUACCCAGCGUAAUUAUUAAAUAAUUACAUUAAUUUAUUGCAAUAGAAUGAGUUCUAAUCAUUAUACUAAGAAAUUAAGAAGGAAUCUAAAUAAGUGAGGGCAUUUUUAGAGACCAUGAUAUAAAGGGAGAAAUAUGAAUAGUAGAAGGUGUUUUAUGAAUAGAAGUAGAAGGAACUUCAAAUUUAAUUGUAAGAAGUGCUAGCAGGAAAGUCUUCGAUCAAGAAUUUGUUUAGUACCACAAAGAAGGAAGAUUAAAUAGCUAAGUUGUAGGUUCAGAUCGAUUAGGUAUGUAAGGACAUUGAAAACAUGCAAUUUAUUUGCGAUAUACUCACUGUAUUAUUGGGAUAUAUAGAGAUUGACAAAUUCAAGUUGGAGAAGCAGUAGAAUUAUUAUAGAUUGGCUAAGAGUUUAAUCCAAUAUGAAAUUCAAUUGAACCAGGCAACCGAAGAGUUUUGGGAGAGAGUCUAAUAAAAUUAUAAUUUAUUGUGA